Musa acuminata AAA Group (dessert banana) is the source of this 2176-nucleotide messenger RNA. Its product is annotated as tRNA (guanine(26)-N(2))-dimethyltransferase 1-like. The record is from RefSeq and is a predicted model, not a curated record. Lineage: Eukaryota; Viridiplantae; Streptophyta; Magnoliopsida; Zingiberales; Musaceae. Gene Ontology annotation, cellular component: nucleus. Gene Ontology annotation, biological process: tRNA N2-guanine methylation. The coding region runs from base 186 to 1961 and encodes 591 amino acids. The transcript is spliced from 12 exons. Gene Ontology annotation, molecular function: RNA binding; tRNA (guanine(10)-N2)-methyltransferase activity.
CUCUUCGAGUGCGAAGGAUUCGCGGACGCUUGCGACCUGUAGUACUGGAAAAGAAGACGCUUAGGGUUUGACGACGGCCGCCACCUAAGAAGGAUCUCCAGAUUCCGCUGCUCGCACGGGUCGAUCCUGAAUCUCCGAUCGCCUUGUUUCUGGUUUCGGAAUCCGAUAGAUCGUGACCGGCGGAGAUGGGCGACGUCGAAGACGAGCUCAGGGACUACAAGAUCAUUAAGGAAGGGGAGGCCGAGAUCCUGAUGCAUUCCAGCAACACCGUCUUCUUCAACAAAGCCCAGGUCUACAACCGAGAUAUGUCCAUUGCUGUUUUGAGGACUUAUAUUGCUAAGUGCAAGGAAGAGCAUGAUGCAUAUUUGAGCAAAAAGGGUAGACUAGAAAAUAAGGUUCCUGAGGAAAAAAAUUCUGGAUCUGUUGCAAAGAACGACAGUAUCACUCAGGAUGCAGAGGCUAAUGGAGAUACUGAUGUACAACAAGAUCAAUCUCUAGAUGAGACAGAAAGUAUUUCAGAAGGAUUCAUAAGGAUGCCAUCUUGGAAAGGUUCUCAAGAACUUAAGGCGCCAAGAGUCCUUGAGGCUUUGGCCGCUUCUGGACUAAGAGCUCUGCGAUAUGCCCGUGAGGUGGAUGGAAUAGGGCAAGUUAUUGCUCUGGACAAUGAUAAAGCAUCCAUUGAAGCUUGCAAGAGAAACAUAAAAUUUAAUGGUUCUGUUGCAUGCUCAAAAGUUGAAGCUCAUCUUGCUGAUGCUCGUGUUUACAUGCUCACUCAUCAGAAAGAAUUUGAUGUGGUUGAUCUUGAUCCUUAUGGAUCACCAUCUGUAUUUUUGGACUCAGCAGUCCAAUCAGUUGCAGAUGGAGGCAUCUUGAUGUGCACAGCUACUGAUAUGGCAGUUCUCUGUGGAAAUAAUGGGGAGGUUUGCCAUUCAAAGUAUGGUUCCUACCCUUUGAAAGGGAAAUAUUGCCAUGAAAUGGCUUUGCGGAUCCUCUUGGCAUGCAUUGAGAGUCAUGCAAACCGUUACAAGCGACAUAUUGUUCCUAUCCUCUCUGUCUAUAUGGAUUUCUAUGUUCGAGUUUUUGUUCGGAUAUAUACCUCCGCAAGUGCAAUCAAAGAAACACCUCUUAAACUCUCAUAUGUUUACCAGUGUGUUGGCUGUGACUCUUUUCAUCUCCAAAGUGUUGGGAGAACAAUUAAUAAGGACAAAAGUGUGAAAUCUGCACCCGGAUAUGGUCCUGUGGUUCCUCAAGAGUGCAGCGAUUGCGGAAAGAAAUUUAACAUGGGUGGUCCAAUAUGGUCUGCUCCUAUGCAUGACAAGGAAUGGAUAUUUUCUAUUUUAGCAAAUGUCAAAGCUAUGAAGGAAAGAUAUCCUGCUUAUGAAAAAAUUUCUGCUGUGCUAACUACUAUAUCAGAGGAAUUACAUGAUAUUCCUCUCUUUGUAAGUCUCCACAAUUUAUGUUCGACUCUCAAGUGCACUUCCCCAUCUGCAGUUUUGUUUCGUUCUGCAGUGCUGAAUGCUGGAUAUCGUAUCUCAGGAAGUCACGUGAAUCCUCUGGGGCUGAAAACUGAUGCUCCAAUGGAUGUUGUUUGGGACAUUAUGCGUUGUUGGGUCAAGAAUCAUCCCAUCAAAGCACAACAAGCAGACAAGUCAGGAACAGUGAUACUGUCCAAAGAACCAAAACUACAAGCAAAUUUUGCUCGAGCAGCUGCUUCACUCAGCAAAGCAAAAGUCAAGAAGGAGGUGAGGUAUCUUCCAAAUCCCGAGAGGCAUUGGGGCCCUAAGGUUAGGGCAGGUAGGCAAAUUACAAGCAAGCACUGCUCUUUAUUGGGUCCAGAUGUAGUGAGCGGGUCUCUAGACCAAGAAGCUGAUGGAUCAUCUGAGGCAGUGGCAGAUAAAUUAGCUGAAGGACCUGCAACGAAGCGUCAAAAGACUGUCGAUGUGUCUGCAUCACAAUCAUGAUGACAUUUGGUUGUCGAAUGAUGAUGUUUUUGAAACUUGGUUGUGCUAAAUUAAUCCAAUGCCAGUUCACGUCAUAGUUUUUAGUUUCCCUGGUUAUCCUGCUACCUGAAGGGUAUUGGAGAAAGAGGAGCAUGUAAGCAAAGCUGAUUUGUGAAUUCUUGUCGAGUUCAAUUUACAAGUUUUGACCGAAGCAAAUUAAAUUUAUGAUUCUUUUA